GCAGUGCCUCUGCACCCCAGAGUGAGGAGGACACAGGGGUCAGAGGUGGCUGCAGGGCGGGCAGAGGAGGGACCUGCCGAGGGGGUGGGCUGGCGGCCUGGUGGCCUGGAAACAGUCAGGAAGGGAAGCCAGCUGGUGACAAGAGAGCCCAGCGGCGUCUGGGGCUGCGAGGAGAGCCCAGAAGACUGCAGCCAUGCCUCACAGCUCCGACAGCAGCGACUCCAGCUUCAGCCGCUCCCCCCCUCCUGGCAAACAGGACUCGUCUGACGAUGUGCGGAAAGUUCAGAGGAGGGAGAAAAAUCGCAUUGCUGCCCAGAAGAGCCGGCAGAGGCAGACACAGAAAGCCGACACCCUGCACUUGGAGAGUGAAGACCUGGAGAAACAGAACGCGGCUCUGCGCAAGGAGAUCAAGCAGCUCACAGAGGAGAUGAAGUACUUCACGUCGGUGCUCAGCAGCCACGAGCCCCUGUGCUCGGUGCUGGCGGCCAGCGCGCCCUCGCCCCCCGAAGUGGUGUACAGCGCCCACGCCUUCCACCAGCCUCACGUCAGCUCCCCGCGCUUCCAGCCCUGAGCUUUUCCAGAGAUGGGGGAGAGCAGAGCCGACACCCCCGGUCCCCGGCUGCUCCGCAGGCCUCAGGAGGGGCACACAGACUGUGGCCAGGUGGCCCUCGUCCCCCAGAGGCCUCUCUCCACCUGGAGAGGCGGAGACAGGGGCCUUGACAAGGACUGAACACAGGACUGAGUAAGAAGUGGGUGAGGCCUCCCAGCUGGCUGGCAGCCCCUGGGCGCGUGCUGGACCCCAUGCGGGUGGGAGGCCCAACCCAGAGUUGUGCCAGGUGUACCGCACAAAAGCCACAGCAUGAAAGAGAGGACGCAGGGAAAGGUUAUUUUUCUAAAUAAAUGUCUUAGAAAGAAACCCGUCUGGCAAGGCCGUUUCCCUGGAAACCGUAAACUCUAUGGGGCUGGGGUCUUUUUUUGUUCUUGGCCUUAAGAGCCCUUAAAAGCCUGGAGACCCCACUAAUAUCUCUCCUUUUCCAUCGUUUGUUAAUCUACUUGGUGAGCUGGGGUUUUCAAAGACCCUUCAAUCCUCCCUCAAGCCAUCUUCUUGAUUUCCCUCCCCAAUCACCUCACCAGGACCUCCCCUUCCAUUCCUCAUGGCCCCCCACUUCCUAGAUUGUCAGUGGGUCAUUCUCUAGUCAUGGAGAAGGACCAGGACAAGAUGCCAUUCACCACAACCAUCGUUCCAGUUGAUUCUCCCACGUCCCACCCACACAAUGACACUUCCUCAGCUCCGUCCAGCAGCCAGCCCUGCCGGUGCGGCGUGCCAGGAUGGUGCCAGUCCCUGGUCACACAAGGGCAACCCCUCACGUAAGGCAGUGCUUUCCUCAUGCCCUCAUGGGGCAACGUGUGGCUUAGGGUCACAGGCACGUUCCUGCCGAUGGGUCCGCAUGUCCUGCUGAAGACCUCCCCGGGAGCUGUGGAAGAGCACAUGUGGGCCUGUGUCCAUGAGGCUCCGCAGGCCCCCGCUUUGAGCACAGUUGGAGGGUAACACAGGGUCGUCUUCAGAACUUCAGAUUCACAGUAUUGGCUGAGCCUGACACCAGAGUGCUCCGGUCCCCCGCUCCGGUGUCCCCCAGCUCCUCAGAGACCCCCCAGGCCGAGUGCCUACUGGCCUGCAUGCUCCACACCCCUGCCCAAGAGCAAUGCAGGGCCCCCACACACAGCCCCUGCUGAGCCAGCUGGGGACAAAACCGACAGGGAUGGCCAUGGGAGGCGCCUGAUUCAGCCCCUACAGCAGCUACCCUCUGUCUCAUCCCUUGGUCCUUCAAAGGGACGGCCACUGCCCACUGCCUCCCUGACGGCAGCCGUCGGGCACAUGGUGGCCAGAUGGAAAGGAGGGAAGCAGGGCGGGUUCCCUGGGGAGCAGGGCGGGUUCCCUGUGCUAGAACCUCCUCAACCUGUGGGUCAACAGUUCUGGUUGGUUUGAGAUAAGGUCUCAACUCUAGACCCUCUCCUACCCAAGUCUCCCUGCCUCGUGGAAGUAUGCCUGCAUUAAGCUAGUGGAGUGAUUUUCAACCUGUGUGCCAUGAGAAUUUUUAAAACAUGCAAUACCUGACUAUUUUAGUCAGGGG
This is a messenger RNA of Myotis daubentonii (Daubenton's bat), 2132 nucleotides long. It is a transcript of the gene BATF, whose product is annotated as basic leucine zipper ATF-like transcription factor. Gene Ontology annotation, molecular function: DNA-binding transcription factor activity, RNA polymerase II-specific; RNA polymerase II cis-regulatory region sequence-specific DNA binding. Gene Ontology annotation, cellular component: nucleus. Lineage: Eukaryota; Metazoa; Chordata; Mammalia; Chiroptera; Vespertilionidae. Gene Ontology annotation, biological process: regulation of transcription by RNA polymerase II. The record is from RefSeq and is a predicted model, not a curated record.